AUGUUUCAGGUUCUUGUAUCUGGUGGGGUCGAUUCUACCGUAUGCGCAGCGCUCCUGAAUCGAGCUCUAGGACCGCAGCAUGUCACUGCCAUACAUAUAGAUAAUGGUUUUAUGAGAAAAGACGAAAGCGACUAUGUGAUUAAAAGCCUCAAAGCAAUUGAUCUCCCUGUUCAUAGAGAAUAUGCUGGUUUGACAUUUAUGGUGGGUACUGUUUCUGGUAAGAGUGGUGAUGCUGAUACGCUGGACAGAACUGUAGAUCCAGAGACAAAGCGACAUAUUAUUGGAAAUACGUUCAUCCGGGUUAAAGAUCGAGUUAUGGAGGAGUUAAAGUUGAAAAAGGAGGACUACUUUCUUGCUCAAGGCACUCUUAGACCGGAUUUGAUAGAGAGCGCCAGCGAACUUGCAAGCGCACAUGCAGAUACGAUCAAAACUCAUCAUAAUGAUACUAUUCUUGUUAGAGAGCUUCGAUCUUUGGGUCGUGUGAUUGAACCUCUGAAAGAUUUCCACAAGGAUGAAGUUCGUGAACUUGGCCGAACUCUCGGACUUCCCGAUGACAUUGUCAAUAGGCAGCCAUUUCCGGGGCCUGGUCUGGCUAUUCGAAUAAUAUGUGCACAGAAGCCACAUAUCUGUAAUGACUUUGCUACAACACAUCAGUGCUUGAAUGUGCUCACAAAUCUGUCACGUCAGCCUGCUACACCUGCAGAGAACGAGUUCAGGGAAAAAAUGUUAGAGGCUAUGACGGGAUGGGAGAUCACAGAGCUCAUGUCUCAAUCUUUCACGAUGAGUGCCACAUUGCUUCCAAUUAAAAGCGUUGGAGUGCAAGGGGAUCGCCGUUCCUACGCAUACGUAGCUGCAUUAUCUUGUGAUGAAAGUCCAGUCCCUUGGCAACUGCUUUCGCGGUACGCAAACAUCAUUCCAAAAGUUCUGCACAAUAUCAACAGGCAA
Cylicostephanus goldi is the source of this 945-nucleotide messenger RNA. Lineage: Eukaryota; Metazoa; Nematoda; Chromadorea; Rhabditida; Strongylidae. The record is from the annotation of a GenBank genome assembly.